AUGAAGCUGAUAUACGAAAUCAUGCCGCGUCACAAAGAGCCACCGUCGCUGCUUUUGCUGCUACCGCUGCUGCUCCUAUCAUCCCGCGGCACGAUUUUGCCGGCCGCCCAGGCGCAGGUGAUCAAUCGCGCGCCGCACUUCGUGUUCGGCGGCGACAUGGCCCGCCUGGCCGUGUCCGAGAGCACACCCGUGGGGGCGCCGGUCUACACGCUCCAGGCCGAGGACCCGGAGGGCUCGCGACUCCACUACUCCAUCAGCGGCGAUUACUUCGGCGUGGAGCGCGAGACCGGCGUCGUGCUGCUGAGGAAGCCCCUGGAUCGUGAGGUCCAGGACAUCAUCGAGGUCAUCGUCAGCAUAACGGACGAGAGCGUGGCCGGCUCCGAGCCCAACACGGUGUCGCUGAGGCGCGAGAUAGCCGUGCUCGACGAGAACGACAACGCCCCUGUCUAUCACGGCCGGCCCUACGCCGCCCGUGUGCCCGAGAGCGCCGAGCUGGGCGAGCUUCUGCUGCCCGGGGGCAGCAUCCUGGUGACGGAUCGCGACGGCGGCGUCAACGCCGACGUGCGGGUCAGCUGUCUGCCGGCGGGCAGCGACGACGACGCCUGUCGCGUCUUCGACGUCGAGAGCGUCAAGCUCGCCGAGGGUCGCUACGACGUGAGAAUCAGUCUGGCACGGCCGCUGGACUACGAGAGGAGAAACUCGUAUCUGAUUAAUUUGCUGGCCGUCGACGGGGCCGGUGAUCCGGCCAAGAGGCUCCAGGCCAAGGCCACCGUCGCGGUGGACGUACUCGACGUACAGGAUCAACCGCCUACCUUCGUCAACGCCCCCUACAGCGUGGCCCUGGCCGAGAACAGUCCAGCCGGCCUGACGGUGCUCACGAUCAAGGCACGGGACGGCGACACGGGCGACCCUCGGCCCGUCUGGCUCGGCAUCGAGAACGAGGUCGGGGGCUACUUCGAGCUCGAGCUCGUCGAGCACGGCGACGUCACCCACGGCCACCUCGUCACCACCAACGUCUCGCUGGAUCGCGAGGACGAGGCCAUACUGCAGAACGGCGGCGUCUACGGCUUCGAGAUACGAGCCACGGAGCUCCUGGACGGCGAGCUGACCGACGAUCAGGCCCUGGCCCAGGUGACCCUCGUGGUGACGGACGUGGACGACAUGGUGCCGAGCUUCAACGAGGACCGCUUCUUGGUGGCGGUCUCGGAGGACAUCGGCACGGACACGCCGCUGCCCGGCUUGAACAUGUUCGUGCAGGACGACGACGUGGGCGACAACGCCAGGUACAGGCUGGCGCUGAGGGACGCGCCGAGAUAUCACGGCGUCAGUCGGGCGUUCGACAUAAGCCCCGAGGAGGGACAGGGACGCACCCCGGUGGUCAUCAGGACCCUGGAUCCGAGAGUUUUGGACUACGAUGUGCCGGGCGAUAAGCAGCUGGAGUUUCAAGUGGUCGCUCUGGUCAACGGUCAAGUGGUCUCGUUUUCCACGGUGCACAUACAACUGCUGGACGCCAACGAUCACAGUCCCGACUUCUCCCAGCAGCUCUACCACCUGACCGUGCCCGAGGACGCCGAGGUCGGCCUGAAAUUCGGCGACGUACGCGCGCGCGACCUCGACAGCGGCGCCUUCGGCCAGCUCGCCUACGUGCUGCGCGGCUUCGGCGUCGAGAAGUUUCGCACGGAUCCGCGCUCGGGCGGCCUCUUCGUCGCCCAGAGCCUCGACUACGAGGACCAGAAGUCGUACUCGCUGACCCUGGAGGCCAGGGACGGCGGCGAGCGAGUCAGCACCGUCAGUCUGCUGGUCGAGGUCGAGGACGUAAACGACAACGAGCCCCGCUUCGAGACGAGCGAGUACACGAGGAUUGUGCGCGAGGCCGCUACGAGCUUCGAUCCGCAGAUGUUCGUGCGGGCGAGCGACGCCGAUGGGCCAGCUCAAGGUGAUGGAAGGAUCACCUACUCGAUUAGCCAGCACAACAGCAUGAACGACAACGUGUUCAAGAUACAACCCGACACAGGCGAGCUCGUACUCACGGGCUCGGCUCGCUCGACCGACACCGAGCGCGGCAUCUACGAGCUCGUGGUCCGCGCCACGGAUCACGGCUCGCCGCCCAAGUUCGCCGAGGCACGGGUCUACAUUCGAGUGGGGGUGCCGGGCAAUCAGAAGCCCGUCUUUCGCGGCAACUACAAGUCCAGCCAGCCCGGGCCGAACGUCUAUCGGGCCAAGAUUCCGGAGAACGCCGCAGCGGGCACGGAGAUCAUACGCGUCCAGGCCAACGAUCCGGACGGCCGUGACAAUCUGCUGCGCUACCGCAUCCACUCGGGCGCCCGCGACAAUUUCGCCAUGGAUCCGCGCUCGGGCGUGAUGACCGUGGCGCCGGAGGCUCGGCUGGACCUGGAGUCGGGUGGGUCCAGGUACGAGGUGAUAGUGCACGCGGUGGACUCGGGCGAGCCGAUCCGCGAGACGGCCACCACCACGGUGACGGUCGACGUGCUGGACGUGAACAACAAGCCGCCGGCCUUCGAGCAAUCGUCGUACACGGCUUACGUGUCGGAGCGGGCCAAGGUCGGCGAGAGGCUGAUCGAGGUACGGGCCGUGGAUCCGGACAGCGACGCCGAGAUCGAGUACUCGAUCGUCGAGCCGUACCGAGCCCUCGACAAGACCGGCGCCACGGUGCAGGAGUCCUUCUACGAUCAUCGCGGACUGUUCCGCGUCAACAAGACCACGGGCACGGUGAGCAUAGCCAAGCCGUUGAACUACCAGAAGGCGGCGGUGAUCAUCAUGACCCUGGAGGCGCGCGAUCUCAACGCCGCCGUGGACAAGGACCGACAGCUGGCCCGGGUGGAGCUGUCCGUCUUCGUGCAGGCCUUCAGCGACGACAAUCCGACCUUCACGAAUCAGGGCUGGUCGGCCAACAAUCCCUGGAUCCGGCUGACGAUACCCGAGGAGCAGCCGCUGGGCACUACCCUGCUGAUGCUGCAGGCCAAGGAGCCGCAGACCGGCUACGCCGUGCAGAGAUUCGAGAUGGUCCGGGGCGAGAACGACGAGGCUUACUUCAACGUGGGCGUCAACAGCGGCAACGUCGUUCUCAGCAAGCGGCUGGAUUACGAGAGCUUGAAGGAUAACGUGAUCCGCUUCAAAGUGCGAGCGCUGACUCGGGACUUCGACAUCACCCAGCGCAUGUCCGAGGCCAACAUCGAGGUCACCGUGGAGGACGUCAACGACAACGGGCCCGAGUUCGCCCAGCCCAAUUACAAAGUCAGCGUGAUGGAGUCCGACAGGCCGCCCAAGGUCGUGCUGACGGUCAAGGCCACGGAUCUCGACAGCGCCAACACCGAGGUGGAGCUCAAGCGCGGCUACGGCGUCGUCGGCUACUCGCUGACGGGCGAGAACGCCAAUCUCUUCGAGAUCGAUCCCGUCAGUGGCACCAUACGCAUCGCGCCCAACGUGACGCUGGACCGCGAGCGACAGUCCGUGCUCAAGAUGCAGGCGAUCGCCCAGGACAUGCCCCAGGGCGGGGCCAAUCGCCGAGCGGCCCAGGCCUCGAUCACCGUCGACGUUCUCGACGUCAACGACAACGCGCCGGCCUUCGCCCAGGAGUCCUACACCUCGGUGGUGCCGGAGAACGCGGCGCCCGGGGUCAGCAUCGUCAACGUCACGGCCCAGGAUCCGGACGAGGCUGGGGGCGGCACCAUCCACUACGAGAUCAUCGACGAGGGCGAGGCGAGCGGUCUCGUCCGCAUAAAUCACACCACGGGCGAGAUCCGAUCGACGAGGGCGCUGACGGGCAAGGGUCGCACCGAGCCCUACGCCAUGCGGGUCCGCGCCCAGGAUCAGGGCGAGCCGGCGCUCUACGCCGACGUGCCGCUGAUCCUGUACAUCGGCGACGUGGUGAGCAACGACGGCGUGCCGCUGUUCGUGCGCCCGGGCCUCGACGAGAUCGCCCACGUCUCGGAGAACUCGUCGAUCGGCAGUCCGGUGUUUCAGGUACUGGCCACCGAUCCGGACGACCCGCAGCUGCCCAACGGCAAGAUCGUCUACAAGUUCCUGGAGGACGGCGAUUUCGGUGGCGGUGGUGGCGGUGGCGGUGACUCGGCGGCCUUCCACAUAGAUCCGCGCACCGGCCUGAUCACCAGCCGAGUGCCGCUCGAUCGCGAGGAGAAGGAGAACUACACGCUGAUCCUCGUGGCGCAGGAUCUCGGCGAGCCACCCCAGCAGGCGACGAGGGUGCUGCAGGUCCGAGUGCUCGACAUCGACGAUCACAAGCCGCACUUCAAGCGUCAGGUGUACAGUCCGCCGCUGGAGUUCAGCGUCAAGGAGGAGACGCCGAUCGGCACCAAGAUCGGUAUAGUCCAGGCGAUCGACGAGGACAUCGGCGAGAACAGCCUGAUCGACUACGCGAUAAGUCACGGCAACGAGGCCGGAUUCUUCGCCAUCGAGCGGCUGGCCAACAACAGCGGCUUGAUCAAGUCGACGAAACGUCUGGAUCGCGAGACCAGCGAGAAGCACCUGCUGACGAUCCGAUGCUUCAAGUACACGGGCAAGCAGCAGGACUUCAUACCCAAGCCGUACAAUCCUCAGGAGCCGGCGGAGAGGCAGGUACUGGUGCGGAUAAUCGACAUCGACGACAACAGGCCGCGCUUCGACAAGGACAACGUGACGAUCGGCGUGAGACUGAACGUGCCGAUCGACACGAGCCUCGUCACUCUGGAGGCGCACGACGUCGACGUCGACGCCCUGCCGAUCAACUACAUCAUGGGCGACACGGCCUUCGUGGCCCUCAACGAGCAUCACGCCAACCCGAACAAGCCCAAGCGCACCUCGGUGGGGACGGCGGGUCAGUCGCCGCCACUGGCACUGAACCCGGUGACCGGUGAGGUGCGCACCACCAAGAGCCUCGUGGCCUACGCCGACGGCUAUCUCGAGGUGCCCAUCUUAGCCAACAACUCGCUGGUACCUGGACGCGAGACCAACGUGACUCUGAGGGUGUUUCUGCUGCGCGACCGGGACAUGCUCAAGUUCGUGUUCAGUCGGCCGCCGACCGAAGUACGCGAACGUCUCGAGGCGUUCGAGCGCGAGGUGCGCGAGGCCCUGCUGCUGCCCCAGGUCCAGGUGAACGUCUACGACACGCAGUUCUACGCCAAGGAGGACAGCUCGCUGGACUUCUCCGCCACGAGCUCGUGCUUCCAGAUGGUCGGGGGCAGGGAGGCCUUCGGGCUGGCGGAGAUGAGACAGCUGCUGCUGGAUCCGGACAAUCGCAGGCUGAAGGACGUGUACGAGAGGUAUCACGUGGACGGCAUACAGAAUUGCGCGGUGACGUUCGCCCGGACGGACGCGUCGGCGACUCAGCUGUGGGUACUCGCGAUAGCGGUGCUGGUCGGAUUCGCCACGGUGACGGCCAGCUGCACGAUUUGCUGCAUGCACUCCAAAUUCAAGAGGCGCGCGAGGCACGCGAGGCUGCGCGAGAACUCGCGGCCGACCCUGAGCUACAUCUCGUCGGGACCGGCGCUGAUGAGCGCGGGCUCGCACGCGAGCCUCGGCGGGCCGCCCUGCGUGACCCCGGGCCCGGCGAUGCUCAUCGGCAGCCAUCAUCACGAGGGCCCCUACGAGUGGGGCAACACGAUCUACCACCCGAGCACCCUGUCGAGGCCAUGACAUUUGUACUACGAGUACGUGUUGUAUUGAAGGAGAGGAUUUUCAAUGACAAUUUUAUACUUGUACCGUGUGCCAACUUUUUGCUGUAUAGACGCGAGUAACUGCUAUUCGCUUAAAGUAUAAAUAUAGUAUAUAUAGACUGCAGGCGAGCGACUGGCAUGGGGAGAGAGAGAGAGAGAGAGAGAGAGAGAAAUGGUGCUAGUUAUGAGCUAUUUAAAGUUAACUAAGUUCGAGUAUAUGAAUAAGUUUUUUUUUUUAAAUGUAACGUCGGUGUUUUGCGCCAUGACGUAGCGUGGAAUAGA
This is a messenger RNA of Trichogramma pretiosum, 5954 nucleotides long. RefSeq names its product cadherin-related family member 2 (gene Cad74A). Gene Ontology annotation, molecular function: cadherin binding; calcium ion binding. The coding region runs from base 1 to 5652 and encodes 1883 amino acids. Gene Ontology annotation, cellular component: adherens junction; plasma membrane; catenin complex. The record is from RefSeq and is a predicted model, not a curated record. Gene Ontology annotation, biological process: cell-cell junction assembly; calcium-dependent cell-cell adhesion; cell morphogenesis. Lineage: Eukaryota; Metazoa; Arthropoda; Insecta; Hymenoptera; Trichogrammatidae. The transcript is spliced from 9 exons.